AUGAAGAACGAUCACCGAUACGAUGCGAUACGAAAUCUGGAUGACCACUCGGAGUCGAGCACCGAAGUGGAGGACUGGGAGGCAGAGGGGCAGAUCAAGCCGAGACCACGGAGGAGGAAGACGUUCUGGAGGAAGCUGAAGGCAUACCGGUGGAUGAUCGAUACGGCUCUGCUCCUCAUCAUCUUUGGGCUGGUGGCGGAGAAGAGGUGGCAGUGGCAUAGAAGCCAUCGAUAUGAGCUGGCCGGAGACAUAUCCGGCUUUGCUCCGACGUUCUCGCAACAAAUCGUCAGCUUCAAGCCAGAUCCCGUAUUCGCACCGGAGAACGCUUCCGAGUUCUGGAGCAAAGAGACCCAGCACGCAUGGCUCAACAUAGUCCCAGAAGGUCUAGGCUACGUCAACGUCAAGAACCCCUCGCGCUACGACAACCUCCCGCACCCGAUUCACGACUACCCCAACCAAACCGUCUUCACCACCUCCGUUACGCACCAACUGCACUGCGUCUACACCAUCCUCGAAGCCUACAACACCCUCCAGCUCUCCUUCAACCCUUCAUUCUCACACCCAAUAAAGAUGCCGUGGCAUAUAAACCAUUGCUUCGAGUACAUACGGCAAGCCAUAAUGUGCACUGGGGACGUCGCACUGGAAGGCGCAGCGACAACGUUUCCCGGCGAUCCAAUAACAGGUGAGGACAGAGGCGGGAGCGACGGCUGGGACGCGAAGCACAUCUGCAAGGACUAUUCGCAGGUAUAUGAGUACUUGGAGCGGGAGACGAUAAACCACUACAAAUGGAUAUCUUCUGAUUAG
Messenger RNA from Trematosphaeria pertusa, 804 nucleotides. RefSeq lists its product as uncharacterized. Gene Ontology annotation, biological process: mycotoxin biosynthetic process. The transcript is spliced from 3 exons. The coding region runs from base 1 to 804 and encodes 267 amino acids. The record is from RefSeq and is a predicted model, not a curated record. Lineage: Eukaryota; Fungi; Ascomycota; Dothideomycetes; Pleosporales; Trematosphaeriaceae.